AUGGUCAAAGUACGUUUCGUCGUGGUGGUGGUGACCGUGAUGGCUGUGAAAGCGCUAUUCGUCGUGGUGGGGACCGUAAGGGAGAAGGCAUGGGUGGUUGUACCGGUGAAGGCGACGUCUCUGUAUGUCCCGGUGGGGACCGUGAUGGUGACGAUCGCUUCAGUACCCGUUUCCAGCGUGACAGACCUUACCGCCCGCAACGCACUGUAG
Peronospora matthiolae is the source of this 210-nucleotide messenger RNA. The record is from the annotation of a GenBank genome assembly. NCBI's taxonomy places the organism in Eukaryota, Oomycota, Peronosporomycetes, Peronosporales, Peronosporaceae.